Balaenoptera acutorostrata (minke whale) is the source of this 6467-nucleotide messenger RNA. RefSeq names its product phospholipase D family member 5 (gene PLD5). The transcript is spliced from 10 exons. NCBI's taxonomy places the organism in Eukaryota, Metazoa, Chordata, Mammalia, Artiodactyla, Balaenopteridae. Bases 21 to 1622 code for a protein of 533 amino acids. Gene Ontology annotation, molecular function: catalytic activity. The record is from RefSeq and is a predicted model, not a curated record.
CGCCGCCUGGUCAUGUCAGGAUGGAGAUCCGGCAGCACGAGUGGCUCUCGGCCUCCCCCCACGAGGGCUUUGAGCAGAUGAGGCUGAAAAGCCGCCCCAAGGAGCCCUCGCCGAGCCUGACCCGAGUGGGCGCGAACUUCUACAGCAGCGUCAAGCAGCAGGACUACAGCGCCAGCGUCUGGCUCCGGAGGAAAGACAAGCUGGAGCACUCCCAGCAGAAGUGCAUCGUGAUCUUUGCACUGGUGUGCUGCUUUGCCAUUCUCGUUGCAUUGAUAUUUUCAGCCGUGGACAUCAUGGGAGAGGAUGAGGAUGGGCUCUCAGAAAAAAAUUGUCAAAAUAAAUGUCGAAUUGCCCUGGUGGAAAAUAUUCCUGACGGCCUUACCUAUUCAGAAAAUGCACCAUUUCACUUAUCACUUUUCCAAGGCUGGAUGAAUUUACUCAGCAUGGCCAAAAAGUCUGUUGACAUAGUAUCUUCCCAUUGGGAUCUCAACCACAGUCAUCCAUCAGCAUGUCAGGGUCAACGUCUUUUCGAAAAGUUGCUCCAACUGACUUCUCAAAAUGUUGAAAUCAAGCUAGUGAGUGAUGUAACAGCUGAUUCAAAGGUAUUAGAAGCCUUGAAAUCAAAGGGAGCUGAGGUGACCUACAUGAACAUGACUGCCUACAACAAGGGCCGGCUGCAGUCCUCCUUCUGGAUUGUGGACAAACAGCAUGUUUACAUCGGCAGUGCUGGUUUGGACUGGCAGUCCCUGGGACAGAUGAAAGAACUUGGUGUCAUCUUCUACAACUGCAGCUGCCUGGUCCUAGAUUUACAAAGGAUAUUCGCUUUAUAUAGUUCAUUAAAAUUCAAGAGCAGAGUACCUCAGACCUGGUCCAAGAGGCUCUAUGGGGUCUAUGACAAUGAAAAGAAAUUGCAGCUUCAGUUGAACGAAACCAAAUCUCAAGCAUUUGUGUCGAAUUCUCCCAAACUGUUUUGCCCUAAAAACAGAAGCUUUGACAUAGACGCCAUCUACAGUGUAAUAGAUGAUGCCAAGCAAUACGUGUACAUCGCAGUCAUGGACUACCUGCCUAUCUCCAGCACAAGCACCAAAAGGACUUACUGGCCAGACUUGGAUGGGAAAAUUAGAGAAGCGUUAGUUUUGCGAAGCAUUAAAGUUCGACUCCUUAUCAGCUUCUGGAAGGAAACUGACCCCCUCACAUUUAACUUUAUUUCAUCUCUUAAAGCUAUUUGCACUGAAAUAGCCAACUGCAGUUUGAAAGUUAAAUUUUUUGAUCUGGAAAGAGAGAAUGCUUGUGUUACAAAAGAACAAAAGAAUCACACCUUCCCUAGAUUAAAUCGCAACAAGUACAUGGUGACGGAUGGCGCAGCUUAUAUAGGAAAUUUUGACUGGGUAGGGAAUGAUUUUACCCAGAAUGCUGGCACAGGCCUUGUUAUCAACCAAGCAGAUGUGAGAAACAACACAAGCAUCAUUAAGCAACUUAAGGAUGUAUUUGAAAGGGACUGGUACUCGCCCUACUCCAGAACCUUGCAGCCCACCAAGCAGGCGAACUGCUCAAGCCUCUUCAAACUCAGACCCUCCUCAAAUAAAACUGUCACCUACAACGCAAGUGGAAAGGACCCCUAGAGUGUAUAGUCUGAAUGAACAAACUUACAGGACACCUUAUAUUUCACAUUUAUACAAAAAAGACUUGAGGAGAGAAAAAUAAUUUAAUAUGUCUUUUUUAGGGAAAAAGCACACAAAAAAUAUUCUCUGAGUGACAUGUAAUAUCUUAUCUAACAAUAUCUUAGCCGCGUGUACACUAAAUUUAAGAAUUUUGUAUUUGUUACUUCUGACAGGGAAUGUCAUUUUGGCUUGGAAGUUAGUUUUUACGUUUGCAUACAAAUUUUAAGACUUUGAUGCCUCUUCCUUUCUAGUUUUAGAAAUUUUUCUGCUGACCACUUGGUCAGUUCUUAAGAAGCUUAGCAUGUGGUAAGCUCUUUUAUACCAUUCUGAGAACCGCUGACUUAGAGAGGAGAGUGAGCAUUUUGCCCUGGAGAAGAGACUGAUCAAACCAAAUAUUUGUCCUUGAAAACCAUUUCCAAGACCUAUAUAGUCAUGUAAGCAUGAACAGCUUACAUCUCAUGCCCAUCUUCAACACACUUGAAAAAUACCCUUUCUGCCUCCUUCUGCAUUUUUUCCAAUACCAUAGCUUUUAUUUUCUAUCACUGUCUCUUCUCACAAAAUAUUAUAUAGCACCCCUAUAUUCACCUAAACUUUAGUUCCAAGUGCGAUUGUAUCUUUUAUAUGUAUGAAUUGUUCAGAAUGGAUGCGAAAUGUUAAGAGCAGUCUUUAAUUUUCACCUUUCAACUGCAUUUUCCCUACCAAAUUGAUAUUUUAAAGCCACAGCCAACAAUGUGUAUCCUUUCUCUCAAACUCAGAAAACUCAUGUAGCCACCUGCUAAUAUCCAGCAAGCUAUUAAGUCUGCAUUAUAAGAAUAAAGUAGUUUUUCACAUUUUUGUUUAGUUUAUGGUGUUCAUAAGUGGAUUUUAAUUUCUUUAGAAUCCUUAUGCAGCUAAGAGUAUGCCAGCAAGCAUUUAUAGAGCUAUUUAAUAUACCUUCUGCUAUUUAAUAUACCAAAUGCUUUUCAGAGAAAUGCAAUUUAAAUACUGUGCUUAACAUAUUUUACUAAGAAACAAAAAAUAUUGGAUUAUUGUUCUAUGAUGUCCUUGUGUGUUGUUGUUUUAUAUCUAUACAAGAUAUAACCCUAUGUUAAUGGAGACUUGCUACACUAGAGAGAGGCUUGGCCUCUUCAGAACCCAGAGCAGGUGCCCUUCAGGACGUCUAGUCUUAAUGUUGCUCCUGACUCUCCCUGGCCUGGGAACAGAGUCCUGUACUUCUUGGCCUCAGGUUUCUACUGGUAAUGUAGGGACAGUAAUAAUCACCUACCUCGAAAGAUGUUGUCACAGUAGAAAAUAUUUAUAACUUGUUUUGAAAUCAAAAGAACCUAUAUAAAUGCUAAACAUUAUGAAGCAUAAUCUUUUUCUUGAAAUAAUGUUUGUGGUAUCCUGAUAUAAUCAAUAACAGGUUCACCCAGAGAACCCACAGGGGAAAACAAAUCCACAGCUUCCAAUUGCAAAUAUGGGUGAACACAGCAACGCAAAAGCCCUGCUGGAGAUCUGAAUUGUCAUCAUUUUGAUGGAACAUUUUGUUGGGUCACUUUGGCAUAAAUAAGAUCAAAACAAAACCAGACCAUUUGCUUGGGGUUCUUCUUUAAGACUGGCAUAUACAUGUGUCUUUAGAGCAAGAAAAAGCAAUCUCAAAUUUUUUUAUAUCUAGAGACUUGAUUUCUAAUAUGCCAGAAAGAGUGAUGUAGGAACCAACAAGCCCUGUCCAGUGGGUUCACUUGGUGGAAAAUGGCUAUUGUUGGUCAUCUAGUGAUUCCAUAACUUCCUUUCUUGUUGUUUCCAAGUGUUGCUUUACUGGAUAUCUAACCAGGCUGUGAAGAGAGUUGGAAGAGAGAUGUAUUUUUAAGAGUAACAUGUUUUUAUGAAUGACUAAGGGAUUCUUAAUGAAAUUCUGCAUCAGUAAUGGCCAGCCCAUAAGACUCUAAAUAUUUACCAUAUGCCCAUCCUUGUUUGAGUAGGGGGUUAUCCUGUCAGUCAUCUCAGUAAAGGUAGUUUUAAUGAUGAUUAACAAGAGAAUGCAAAAGAAAGUAAACAGAGUUGACAUGGAGACAAACAAACGUAAUAAUUUCACUCCUGGGCAAGGAAAAGCAACUGGGCUGGAUUUGAAAAGGGCAUCUAAAUAUUGGAGAGUCAGUUGCUUCCUUGUUCAUUCCCAAGUUGUCUCCAGUAUUUGUCAUAGCCAUGGGACAAGCAUAGGCUUGGUAUAAUGGCACCCCUUCACUGUUGCUACCUUUUGCAUAUGAUAGAAGAGAAUUUUGUCCUUUACGAAAUGACCAUUAUUGCCAUUUCCCUCUGAGCCCCAUCAAAAAGGUAGCUCCAGGAACUGUGUCCAGGAUUUUCUGCCAUGCACCACCAGCAGCAGAACCCUAACUGGCCAAGCAGGCCACCUCCUCAGGGUGGUCCAGUCAGCAGCAGCCAGGCCACUGUUUCCAGGAAGCAAAGUUAACCUUCAGUGGCAGCCAGGAAAACAGCCCCUGUUCAGAAAGUGUCAUAAAAAUGGGUUCAUGUCUCCUAAGAGAAAAUUUACUUCUGCAGAACUUUCUUUUUCAUUUGAGUGCUUUGUCUACCCCUCUAUAAGUAUUCUUCCUCUCUUUUAUACUUUGUGCCUGUGCUAAAUAGACUACCAACUUCCAUCUUCCCCCACCAACAAACAAUGCAGGAAUUAUUUCCCAGGAGGAAAAGAAGGCAAAACAAAAGCACUUUAAUUCAAGACUAUCUAUCUGAUAGAUAUCCAUGUCAGAAAUUAUGAGGAGGAGGGUGACCACUAACAUACAUUUUUUUCUCCAUAAACAUUCCAGGAAUUAUUUCCCAAGGGGGAGAAAAAGGAAAGCAGACACAAUUUGAGACCAUAUUUUAGGUUUCUGUGCUGCUAGCAUUAACCUAGUGCCUUAUUGGUUCUCAAGCAUUGAUUUAAAAACAGUGAUUCACUAUAUGAGAAUACUUCUGUUUACUGUGGAUCCAGUAGACCUUCUGAUAGACCUUCCGGUUGAAAACUUGCAUAUGAGUGUCAAUAGGUUCUAUGCAGCCUGCUGUCCUCCCAAACCACACAACUUUGAUCACUCCCAAAUCAAAUCAUUGACACACACUGUCAAAUAUCAAUACUGUUGACCUCCACUGCACUGCCACUGGCCACUAGUAUAUCCGAUAAUAGAAUCACAGCUCAUCAAACCACUGGAGAGGAAGUGGAACAUUCUGGGUUCUAUCCAUGCUCUGUAAAUGCCACACUUUGAGUACCUGAAAAUGAUAGAAGCAAGGCACACUGAAAAUGUCCCUACUGUCUCUAAAGCCCUUUGUAAAGAGAUGCUUCAUGGACUUCCAAAGUCUGGUGGAACAGAAUAAAUCUAACAUCUUUAAAAAGUCAAAGCAGACUAAGUAAAUGAAAGGGCUGUGGGAGAGCUUUGCGUCUGUGUAGCUCUGGGCACCACUUUUCCCAUUUGGACUGUGUUUGUGCUGCUGUUUGUCUCAUUUCUGAUUGGGUUCUUGCUGAGAUGGGUCUGAUCACAUUUUUGUUUGAUCUUACCCCUUGAAAACUGUGUUUUCUUACUGCAGUUACUGGUUUGUUAAAAGUGCCUUGCUGAACCUGGGACUGACAGAAGCUCAUUUCCCUCCAGCCUAUGGCUAUCCUCAAGUGACUUUGAUUCAUUCUGAGUUUUGCUUGUUUUUAGAAACUUUUAUUGAGAUAAAUUACAGGUGGUAAAACUAAAAAGACUAUAAGAAUUUCUUGAUUAGAUCAGACCCAGAGCCAUCUGUCUCAGGAAUUCUAUCCCAGAAUCUGCCUUUUUUUCUUUUUUCAUAAGUAUACCACUUAUGUGAGUUUCUCUGUCCAAAAAUCGUUUCGUUAUUUUCAACAUUUAAGGAAUGUAAAAAGCUACCUUCACUCUCAGUAGAGCAGUUAUCUUCUGUAAUGAAAGAUACUUUGCUAUGGGUUAUUCAAACUCAGCGCCUUAUAAACAACCCCCAUAUAUUGUGGAUGAAUGUUUGAUUCUUUGCUUUACUGUACUUAUUCUCAAUGAACUGGUGCAGUUUAUUAUAAGCCUUUUGAAGGAAAAAUUAUCAUAAUGUCCAUUUGGCCUAAGGUAGAUUGGAUAAAUUAAUCCAUAUUCAGCAUUUUUCCAUUCACUGUGAUUUAACAUCUUUCCUUUUCUUUUUACAUGUCGGUAACCAAAUAGCAGUUUAUUAUUUUUAUGUUAUUGAUUUAAAUUUGUGGAAGCUUUUUAAUAGUCCUGAAGUCAACCCUAGUUCAUAGCCUACCUUUCAUAUCUGAGAGAAUUCCUAUCAUUGGCUGAAUUAUAAAGAUACUGUGUUUUACGGUGACUAGAUAGGUAUACUUCAGAAGUUUCCUGAAAUUGUAAAAAAACAAAUUUUCUUAUUUUUGACCCAUUAGCAGUCUUGUACGUAGAGUUCUAAAAAAGUUUACUGAUCACUUAUGCUUCUUUUGGCAAUUUUAUGAAAAGAAAGAUGAGAUUUAAUAGGCUAUUAAAUUUUUCACUUAUGCAUUUUCUUUUGUUAUGUUCAACUACUAAACUACUAAUUCUGUUACAAAAGAGACCUUGAAUUUUUAAUGCUUCUUUAUGUAAAUAGGAUAAAGUUGUGCUGGACAUAUCUAUAUUAUUAACUUAAAGAUCCCUAAAUAAAUUGGUGUUUUUAAAGGGCUAAAUUUAGGGGCAUCAUUAAAACUCUUAAAUCUUUCAUAUAACCAAAUGCUCAAUUUUUUCAGAAGUAAAUGUUAUAUGUUUUUCGCAUUCUGUAAGAUGAGGCAUUUAUGUUUCUCCUCAGCUUGAUCUCAGAAACAAACGAUCUCUC